AUGUCCGGCUGGGGCGACCUGUUCAAGGACAAGUAUGAGGAGCGCAUCGACGAGUCGACCGGCGAGACCAUCAUGGUGGAGAAGGGCACGAAGCACCACAAGCUGGACGCGCAGGGCAACAUAGUCGAUCCCGACGCUGCUCCCGCGCCGAGCCCCUUUGCCGCCGCGUUCGCUGGCGGCGGCGGCAGCAGCGGCGGCAGCGGCGGCUUCCAAUUCGGCGGAGCUCCAGCUGGCGGAGGCGGCGGCUGCACGUUUGGUGGUGCGCCCUCCUCCGCAGGCAGCGGCGGCUUCCAGUUUGGCGGUGCGCCCGCCAGCAGCGGCGGCGGGUUCACGUUUGGUGGCGGCGCUCCUGCAGCGGCCAACGGCGGCGGUGGUUUUGUCUUUGGCGGAGGCGCGGCAGCGCCCGCAGCAGCACCAGCGGCGGCGGCGACGGCGACGGCACGGUCCAAGCGCCCCGCGGAGGAGGCGCCGGCCUCAGUCGCCAAGCGCGGCCGCACCAACGCGCUCGUGCGGACGGGGAACGAGAGCGGCGAGCUGCUGAUCGCCGGAAACGGGGACUGCGGGCAACUGGGAUUUGGCGACGAGGGCAAGCGCGAUAGCGUGAAGCUGCUGCUGCUGCCGAUCGCGGCGGCGCAGAUCUGCCAGGUGGCGUGCGGAGGGCUGCACAGCAUCGCGCUCGGGCUGGACGGGCGGCUCUGGUCGUGGGGCUGCAACGACGACGAGGUGCUCGGCAGGCCGGGCGAGGAGGCGGAGCCGCGCGAGGUCGGUGGCGAGCUAGCAGGCGUGCCGGUGAAGAGUGUGACUUGCGGCGACAACCACUCGGCCGCCCUGGCGCGGGACGGCCGCGUCUUCACCUGGGGCACCUACAAGGACUCGAACGGGUACAUCGGCUACUCCCCCGACCUCGCAAAGGCGGGCAGGGCACCCUUUGCCCGCCCCCUGCCCUUGGGCCGAGGGGUGUACGCGUGGGGCUGCAACGAGAGCGGCCAGGCGAUGCACGAGGAGGAGUGGCCGACCGAGAAGGCGGACAAGAAGAAGUUCACUGCGCCGGGCGCGCCUCGCUCGCUGCGGCUGCCCGCCCCUCCCGGCACCAGCCUGUACGAGCGGCACGCGAGGGCAGCCACACGCCGCCGCCCCUCGCCGAGCGAGACGCGGCACCGCCGGACGCGGCGCUGGCUCGCUCUGUAG
This is a messenger RNA of Emiliania huxleyi CCMP1516, 1188 nucleotides long. RefSeq lists its product as hypothetical. The transcript has 5 exons. NCBI's taxonomy places the organism in Eukaryota, Haptophyta, Isochrysidales, Noelaerhabdaceae. The record is from RefSeq and is a predicted model, not a curated record. Gene Ontology annotation, cellular component: cytoplasm. Bases 1 to 1188 code for a protein of 395 amino acids. Gene Ontology annotation, molecular function: guanyl-nucleotide exchange factor activity.